UAUUGUUAUUCAGUUGUUUGUCACAGUUGCCUUGCCUGCUGUGCGGUGGAGACGCGUCCCGACAAUAUUAUAGACGCUACAGUCACCGUUUAUUAAAAGAUCGACAUUUGCUGGGUUGUUUCGCUUUUACCUCUCAGGAAGCCGGUACUGAAACAAAUCUGCCAGCGACAUACAGAUGCGACAUUGCCCUUCGAUGCAUUUUCACAUUGCUGGACCCCGUCAGUCGCCUUGUCGGUGGCUUUUCGUUAAUAAGGGGUCGUCUGCAGCCGAACGAACGGGAUCCCUGUGUCACUCGACGCGCGCUUUCGCUCUUUCGGACCCGGCGUCGUCCCCCCCCGGCAGGAGCUUCCCUCUCCUCCCGCUCGCUUCCCACCUGCUUUUCGUGUUUUCCUGUUUUCGGGAGCAAGCCGACGCUCUAAGAGAGUGCUGGGGGAAAGAAUACUCUUAAGAGGCCCAGCACCGUCACGCUGAAUAGCAAAAUGACAGAAAAUACGCAUCAGUUCGUUUGAGCGGCAGCCUGCGAUCAUGCGAUCAUUCAAUCAAUGUACCAGUCGGCUGGAGGAUCCUGCAUUUUAGCGAAUCAAGUAAACAAAAAGGAGCCCGAAAUAGUGCACUGGACCUUUCUUUACACUUGUUUCGCGGGGUGUCUUAAAAUUGUGUUUGUUCAAAUGUGCCGCACGUUUAGGUGGCACUUUGUUCAUCUGACACCUUGUGUUGCGGCUGGCGGUGCGUCGGGGCGCCGCUGCCCUCUUUAGAAAACACUGUUAUCAAUCAGGAAUCCGGAGUAGAUCCGGGGAGCCGCUCCGCGCCGCCCUCACGCUCACAUUCCGGGGAUAAUGCUUCACACAAAGGACGCUGGAGUUGCAAAUCUCAAAGACGGCCAGUUUUUCCUCAAAGUACUAAUCCCUAGCUAUGCUGCUGGAUCUAUAAUUGGGAAAGGAGGACAGACGAUAGUCCAGCUUCAGAAGGAGACCGGUGCCACCAUCAAACUGUCAAAAUCCAAAGACUUUUAUCCAGGUACCACAGAGCGCGUGUGCCUGAUCCAAGGCACAGUAGAGGCUCUGAAUGCUGUACAUGGCUUCAUCGCGGACAAGAUCCGGGAGAUGCCCCAGAAUGUGGCCAAGACGGAGCCUGUCAGUAUCCUGCAGCCCCAGACCACCGUAAACCCCGAUCGAAUCAAGCAGACAUUGCCAUCCUCCCCAACUACCACCAAGCCCUCUCCAUCUGAUCACAUGACCACCUCCAGGGCCAACCAGGUAAAGAUAAUAGUACCCAACAGCACUGCUGGGUUAAUAAUCGGGAAGGGCGGUGCGACCGUGAAGGCUAUAAUGGAACAGUCUGGGGCCUGGGUUCAGCUCUCCCAGAAGCCCGAUGGGAUCAACCUUCAGGAGAGGGUAGUGACCGUGAGCGGUGAGCCUGAACAGAACCGAAAAGCUGUGGAACUCAUCAUUCAGAAGAUCCAAGAGGACCCUCAGAGUGGUAGCUGCCUCAACAUCAGCUAUGCCAACGUCACUGGGCCGGUAGCUAACUCCAACCCGACCGGCUCCCCCUAUGCCAACACUGCCGAGGUGCUGCCCACGGCCGCCGCCGCUGCGGGGCUCCUGGGACACGCCAACCUAGCCGGGGUGGCAGCCUUUCCUGCCGUGCUGUCAGGCUUUACCGGGAACGACCUGGUGGCCAUCACCUCUGCACUCAACACUUUAGCCAGCUACGGGUAUAACCUCAACACCUUGGGGCUGGGCCUGAGUCAGGCGGCAGCCACUGGGGCUCUGGCUGCAGCGGCCGCGAGUGCUAACCCAGCGGCAGCAGCGGCAGCAAACCUGCUGGCCACCUAUGCGAGUGAGGCCUCGGCCAGCGGCGGCUCUGCGGGUGGCUCGGCAGGCACGUUCGCGUUAGGUAGCUUGGCAGCUGCCACUGCUGCCACCAACGGAUACUUUGGUGCUGCGGCGCCACUCGCGGCCAGCGCCAUCCUGGCCACCGAUAAGACCACGGACGGCUCCAAGGAUGUGGUGGAGAUCGCUGUGCCGGAAAACCUGGUAGGUGCAAUACUGGGGAAAGGAGGGAAAACACUAGUAGAAUACCAGGAAUUGACUGGUGCAAGGAUACAGAUCUCCAAAAAAGGGGAGUUUGUCCCUGGCACAAGGAACCGCAAGGUGACGAUAACUGGAACGCCGGCAGCUACACAGGCCGCUCAGUAUCUGAUAACACAGCGAAUCACUUAUGAGCAAGGGGUUCGAGCUGCCAACCCACAGAAAGUGGGUUAACACCUCGAUCUGCUCUAACG
Messenger RNA from Scleropages formosus (Asian bonytongue), 2284 nucleotides. Its product is annotated as RNA-binding protein Nova-1. The record is from RefSeq and is a predicted model, not a curated record. Bases 837 to 2264 code for a protein of 475 amino acids. NCBI's taxonomy places the organism in Eukaryota, Metazoa, Chordata, Actinopteri, Osteoglossiformes, Osteoglossidae. The transcript is spliced from 5 exons. Gene Ontology annotation, molecular function: RNA binding.